This is a messenger RNA of Spirometra erinaceieuropaei, 654 nucleotides long. The record is from the annotation of a GenBank genome assembly. Lineage: Eukaryota; Metazoa; Platyhelminthes; Cestoda; Diphyllobothriidea; Diphyllobothriidae.
AUGUGGCGUCAAGGGGAAGUCCCGCAUGACUUUAAGGACUCCGCAAGCGUCCACCUCUAUAAGCGGAAAGGAAACCGCCAGCUCUGCGAUAAUCACCGAGGCAUCUCCCUGUUCAACACCAUCGGAGAAAUCUUCACACUCAUUCUUCCCAACCGUCUGAACAACAACCUAGAACAGUGUCUCCUGUCGGAAAGCCACUGCGGCUUCCGCUGUCAUUGUGGGACCACAGACAUUAUCUUCGCCGCCCACCAACUGCAGGAGAAGUGUCAGGAGAUGCGGACCCACUUCCACUCUACCUUCAUAGAUCUGAAGAAAGUUUUGGACACGGUUAAUCGCGAAGGGCUGUGGAAAAUCAUGAAGGAAUUCGGCUGUCCCGAACGAUUCACUCAGAUGGUGUGUCAGAUGCGCGAUUGCAUGAUGGUGUGAGUCACGGACAGUUGAGCUGUCUCCGAGGUAUUCGCAGUGACCAACGGAGUGAAGCAGGGCUGUGUCCUUGUGCCUAACCUCCUCAGUCUCAUGUCCUCUGCCAUGCUGAUGGACGCCUACUGUGACGAACACCCCACGGUUCCGCGUCACCUACAGGACGGCCGACCAACUCUUCAAUCAGUGGCAGAUACACUUCCAGUCGUGUGUAUUCGCAACUUCCGUCCAUGA